AUGGCUAAGUGGGACGUGAAUGGGAAGACAUUUUUGAUCACCGGCGCGGCUACAGGCUUGGGCGCGGGCUACGCUGAAGAAUUCCUGAAGGAAGGAGCCAAACAAAUAGCCAUUUUGGAUAUAGCGGAAGACAAAGGCAAAUCGUUAGUAAAAGAACUAAACAAUACCUACCCCGGAAGAGUCAUCUUCAUCAAAUGUGAUGUUAGCGACGAACAAAGCAUUGCGAUGGCUUUUGACCAAGUCCUCGCCAAGUUCGGGAAGUUGGAUGUCGUGUUAAACAAUGCGGGCAUCAUGAACGACUCUCCUCAAUUGUGGAGGAAAAUGUGUGACGUCAACUGGCAAGGACUCGUCUCAUUUACGUCAAGGGCAAUAAAACAUAUGAGGAAGGACGAAGGCGGCGCAGGUGGUACAAUUAUCAACGUCGCGUCUACGGCUGCCUUAAUGAAAACAGACGUUCUGCCAAUUUACUGCGGUACCAAAAUGGCAGUGCUGCACUUCACUCAAUGCAUCGCGAGUGGAAACUUCUAUGAGGAGACUGGUGUAAGAUGCAUGACAAUUUGCCCUGGACCUACGGACACUGCCCUUAUGGUUGGGCUAACUGAAAGGGGUAGUGACAACAAAAAAGGGGAGAAACUGGAGAAUUUAAUUAACACAUUAAGCUGUCAAAAGAAGGAAUCAGCAGUGGCCGCAGUGAUAAAGAUGUUCAAAGAAGGCACCAAUGGAUCUACUUGGCUGAGUGUCAAUGAUCUACCCGGCAAGGAUAUUACAUCAUCUGUAGAUGAAGCUUUUACUAUCUUAAUAAACGCCUCAAUGCACUAA
Molecule: messenger RNA, 819 nt
Organism: Parnassius mnemosyne (clouded apollo)
Lineage: Eukaryota; Metazoa; Arthropoda; Insecta; Lepidoptera; Papilionidae
Source: the annotation of a GenBank genome assembly